CGGUGUCAGUUACAGGUAGCCGGCCCGCAGGAGUGGAGGCUCCGGCUCGGCGCAGGGUGCAGCGAGGGCGCCCACGCCUCGAGAGCCGCGGGAGAAGACGCCCGGGAGAACGCGAGACCUCGGCGGGGAGCUGCGGCGGCUCAGGUUGAUAUUGGAAGUUUUCUGAUUAUUAGAAAUUGAAUGUAAUGGCAGCAGAAUGUAUAAAGAGUUGCUGUAGAGGAUGUUUCUAUGGUGAAACAGAAGAGCACAAGUCUUCUAUGGAAAGGGACUUUAAAGCAUCAGUCUCAAAUGGCCAGAACACCAUCUGUACACCUCCACUGACUUCUGUUUCAGUAAAGCCCCAAGUUGGCUGUAGUGAGGAUUAUUUGCUUUCCAAAUUACCAUGCGAUGGCAAAGAAGUACCAUUUGUGGUGCCCAGGUUUAAAUUAUCUUAUAUUCAGCCCAGGAUGCAAGGAACUCCCUCACAUCUGGAUGAAUUAGAAGGAUCUGUCAGAGCAUCUUUUGGAGAUCAAAAGGCAGAACUCUGCAGUUCAUUGUACCAUGGACCCAGCUAUGAUGUGUAUAAUCCGUGCUAUAUGUAUCAGCACUGUUCACCUGAUUUAAAUAGGCGCUUUCCUUCUCAUUUUGAAACCAAAAAAAUGUAUGGCUCUGUUUGUGAUUUAAGGACCAGUAAACGUCCUGUUUCCCCUGGGCUAAGCAAAUCCAUGUUUGAUCUUACAACUCCACCUCAGCGAUUCAUCCAGAGACAUGACUCAUUGUCCAGUGUGCCUAGUAGUUCUUCUUCCAGGAAAAAUUCUCAGGGCAGUAACAGAAGCCUGGAUACAAUCACCCUAUCAGGAGAUGAAAGAGACUUGGGGAGAUUGAAUGUGAAAUUGUUUUAUAAUUCGUCAGCAGAACAGAUCUGGAUCACAGUUUUGCAGUGCAGAGAUGUAAUUUGGCCCUCUAGUUAUGGAGAUACUCCCACAAUUUCUAUAAAAGGAACUUUAACUUUCUCUAAACCAGUGCAUUUCAGAUCUUCAGCCAAAGAAGCUUCCAAUGCUAUUGAAUUUAUGGAAACUUUUGUAUUUGCUAUUAAACUACAAAGUCUACAAACUGUGAGGCUUGUAUUUAAGAUUCAAACCCAGACUCCCAGGAAGAAAACCAUUGGAAAAUGUUCUCUAUCACUCAGAACUCUCAGUACACAGGAAAUGGAUUACUCGUUGGAAAUAAUACCACCUUCAAAAAUUUCUGUUUGCCAUUCAGAACUUGAACUGGGGACUUGUUUUCAAGCAGUAAAUAGCAGGAUUCAGCUGCAAAUUCUUGAGGCACAAUACCUCCCAAGCUCAUCAACACCUCUGACUUUGAGUUUUUUUGUGAAGGUGGGGAUGUUUAGCUCAGGAGAGCUGAUCUAUAAAAAGAAGACACGCUUACUGAAGGCAUCCAGUGGAAGAGUAAAGUGGGGAGAAACUAUGAUUUUUCCACUUACACAGACUGAAAAAGAAAUUGUUUUCCUCGUUAAACUUUACAGUCGAAGCUCUGUAAGAAGAAAACAGUUUGUAGGCCAGCUCUGGAUAAGUGAAGACAGUAAUGAUAUUGAAGCGGUGAGCCAAUGGAAAGAAACAAUUGCAAAUCCAGAAAAGGUUGUUAUCAAGUGGCACAAGUUAAAUCCAUCAUGAAGACUUCAGGCAUUAAUUUAGUGAAGAAACAACUUUACAGUCUUUUAGAAGAAACAUAAUUUUAGUUUUCUAAAGCUUGUAAUGCAUUCUAUCAGUUAUACAAAGUGAACAAAAUGUUUUAAAAUAGUACCAAAACAGAAGUUAAAAUAAAGGGUUGUAUUAUUAGGCCAACUAAAUAGAUUAUAAAAUCUAUGAAAAUAUCAUUCCUAGAUAGGUUUUUCUAUAUAGCUUUUGCUUUUUUUUUGCUUUUUUUGUGCUUUAAAAACUUUUAAUUUUGAAUACUGAAAACUUAUUUUUCAAGUAAACAAAUCCAAAUCUUUGAGCCUCUAAAGUAAACAUAGAAAAAAAGUAAGAAACAACUGAGCAAGCAACUGCAAUCCUUCAGCAUUUCACAGGGUGAAUUUAACAGAGCUGUAUCUUCCUAGUAGCAAGGAUGCAGAACUACACACAUGGUCAUAACCUUUUGUCAUCUUGUACUAUUGGACUUCAAAACCUAGCACACUAAUCCCUCUUAGUACUAUUAGGUAUUUACAGGACUUUGCCACUUUUCCUGUGGUAGGAAUGAUUGAUUAGAUCUUGGUUAUAUGGGUUAUAUCCUCAUAUGUACUUUUUCGAGCAAAAAUGAGUAAAACCAUUUUAUAUUUUAUUUUGUACUUGAGGAAAGGUGAUACCUUGUGCUUACAAUUUCUUAUCUAUAAAUGCAUGAUGACCUUUUUUUAUAAGCUGCUUAUCUGUAGGAGAAUUAGAGAAUUAUCAACAUUUUUCCAAGAAUAAGUAAGCGUGGAGCUAGCAGGAUGGCGCAGUGGGUAAAGGAGCUUGUCACUACACUGACAGUUGAGUUCCUCCAUUUCUGGAAUGCAAAGUGAUAGAAGGAGAGAAGGGUGAACCCUUCAGUUUGCUCUCUGAAAUCCACAUGUAAACCAUGGUGCAUACAUGUAUUUGCACGCGUGCACGCACGCGCGCGUGCGCACACACACACACACUCUCUCUCUCAAUAAAAAAGAAUAAAUGAAGUUUAUUUGAAGUCCAAAAUAUGUACAUUUUGCUGUCUUCCUCAUUCUUAUCCUUUAUUUUAUUUGGUGUAAAAACAAAAUAUUUUAUAUUUGGACCAACUUAAUUUAGCAAAAGUAAAUGAGCUUAAAUAGUAAAUUCAGUAGUUUUGAUCAUAAGUUCUUUGUUUUAGUUUUUUUUUGGUUUUUCGAGACAGGGUUUCUCUGUAGCUUUGGAGCCUGUCCUGGAACUAGCUCUGUAGACCAGGCUGGUCCCGAACUCACAGAGAUCCGCCUGUCUCUGCCUCCCGAGUGCUGGGAUUAAAGGCGUGCGCCACCAUCGCCCGCUUGUUUUAGUUUUUGAUGUAAGUUACUUGUUCUGUAAUCUACAAUGUUAAAGUAUUUUCCAAUUUUUAAUAACCAUACAUGAUAAAAAUUUAUAGAAUGUAUAUAUUUUUCUACUCCAGGUUUUGUUUAGGUACGUAUUACAAUUUAGCCUAUGGAUAUUAUUCCUGCUUGGAUGGCCAUAAGAGUUGUGGCUAAGACAAUACAGUUUUUAGGAAGAAGCAGGCAACAGUACCUAAUAUUAUAAAGUGACUUUAUUUUUGCUAAUAAAUAAAUAAUGAGAUCUGUAUUCCUGAUCCUCCUCUCUCCCUCCCUCUUGACCAAUCUGCCUGCUUGCCUCUCUCUUUCUUUGUAUCACACAAUUUAGAUCAGAGAAAUAUUUUGUUAUAAUGUAGGAGUAACCUUUUUAAUUCUAGUUCUUUAUUGUCUAGAUAUUUAAUUAGGACCUAAACUGAACUGUUACCUAGAUAUCUUCUCAAGCUACAAAUAUAUGUAGUUUAUAUUCUCCUUGCUUCUGUUGCCUAGAUUUUAUGAUACCAGUGGUAUUUACCAGAGUUCUUUGCCAUUGUGAAUUUUGAAAAAUAUUUUUAGACUUAAGAAAAGUGGAGUACUAGUGAGUACUCCCUUGGCCUUUUAGGAAAAACAUCCUUUGUGAUAGUGAUAGUAGUUUGUAAAUUGAGACUUAAACUUUCUUUAACUUUACUUUGUUUAAUAGAUUUUACUUUUAAAGUUGGCA
Molecule: messenger RNA, 3725 nt
Organism: Alexandromys fortis (reed vole)
Lineage: Eukaryota; Metazoa; Chordata; Mammalia; Rodentia; Cricetidae
Gene: Tc2n
Product: tandem C2 domains, nuclear
Exons: 12
Coding region: 186-1655 (489 amino acids)
Cellular component (GO): nucleus
Source: RefSeq, a predicted model, not a curated record